This is a messenger RNA of Haliaeetus leucocephalus (bald eagle), 4392 nucleotides long. RefSeq names its product transmembrane protein 110-like. Lineage: Eukaryota; Metazoa; Chordata; Aves; Accipitriformes; Accipitridae. Gene Ontology annotation, cellular component: membrane; cortical endoplasmic reticulum. Gene Ontology annotation, molecular function: calcium channel regulator activity. The coding region runs from base 1 to 936 and encodes 311 amino acids. Gene Ontology annotation, biological process: activation of store-operated calcium channel activity. The transcript is spliced from 9 exons. The record is from RefSeq and is a predicted model, not a curated record.
AUGAACUAUUACAUUAUCAAUGAAGUACUUGCAAUUGUGGAAGAAGGGAGUGAAGGGAAGGUAGCCAGUCCUCGCAAUGGUACUGAAUGGGAGGGAGAGCGUGACCUCUCCUCAGCAGUCGCCUCAGCACCUACACAGUUGUUCCUGUCCCUGAGCUGCUGUGGCAGAAGAGAUGACACAACUUUUGGAGCUGGAUCACAGAACCGAUACCUAAAACGCUUCAGAGAACCAAAGCAUGAAAGACGUCCCUGGAGGAUAUGGUUUUUAGAUACUUCCAAGCAAGCCAUAGGGAUGUUGUUCAUCCACUUCGCAAAUGUCUAUUUAUCAGACCUUACAGAAGAAGACCCUUGUUCACUGUACCUUAUCAACUUCUUGUUAGAUGCCACAUUAGGAAUGCUGUUAAUCUACAUUGGUAUACGUGUAGUCAGCAGCAUUGUGGAAUGGCAGCAGUGGGAGUCCCUUCGCUUUGGUGAAUACGGUGAUCCACUGCAGUGCAGUGCUUGGGUGGGCCAAUGUGCUCUGUACAUAAUGAUUAUGACAUUUGAGAAAACCAUCAUCAUUAUAGUGCUUCUUAUACCUCAGUGGAAAGAGGUAGCUUUAUUGAAUCCUAUAGAGAACCCCCAGUUGGAGCUGGCUAUCGUCAUGCUGAUAGUUCCCUUCUUUGUUAAUGCAUUAAUGUUCUGGGUAGUAGAUAAUUUUCUUAUGAAGAAAGGGAAGACAAAAGCUAAACUUGAAGAAAAGGAAGCAGGACAAGAUUCAAGAAAUGGAAGUAAAGUCCGAUACAGGAGAGCGGCAUCACAUGAAGAGUCAGAGUCAGAAAUCCUUAUUUCAGCAGAUGAUGAGAUGGAGGAAUCAGAUGCUGAAGAGGACCUGCGUAGACUGACCAACUUAAAGCCCAUUAAGAAAAAGAAGCAUCGUUUUGGUCUGCCUGUAUGACACAUUCCCUGACCUGUGUAUUUGCAGGUUUCAUGGCAAAAACUUCAGUCAGUGGGUUUUAAUGUUGCAACUGCAUCUCCCCUUUCAUACAAACUGACUUAUAAGCAAGGUCUACCAACAGAAUGCAGAUGGUUGGAAGACUUCCAGUUCAGUUGCACUACAGACACACUGACCAAUUAUGCAAGAAUGUCUUCUCAUCAUGUGUGGAAAAACGCAGCGUUGUUAAGGACUAGUUGCUGAGGGGAUUUGUAUCUGACAUUUCAGAGAAGAUCGUAGAAAACAGAUACAGCAAUCUCUCACUUAUGGUUACUGAUGAUAUGGUUUAAGAUGUUCUCAAAAAGGCAUCAGAAUCAACUAAGUUAAAGGAGUGUGUUUUAUUACUAAAACUGGCUUUUGCAGCAUAAUUCCUAGAGCAGAAUAGUUUAUGGUUACAAGCUGUAACUUAACGUUAUUUUUUUAAGUACAAAUGUUUACUUGCUACUGGGUACCUAUGGAACUAAUAGGUGGAACAAAGAUUUUUUUCCAAGUCUCCUCAAAUCUAUUUGACUAUUUUAUAUUUAAGUUAUAUUUUCAUACAGUUGUAUUUAAAGAUUCUCUUUGUCAGAGAAAAGGGUGCAGUUCCCGCUUUUGUGCAGAACAGGUCAAAAGAUUCGUAGUGAAAAUCUUAUUUAUCCUUGUAUCCUGGUUUAAGACAAAGGGAUUGCAAAGGGAAAAACUCUCUGUCACUGCUGAAGUCACCAAAUGUCACUAAAAAUGCAGUCCUAAGUAUGCUUUUGACCACAUCAUUUGAAAAUACCUUUUUUAAUAGGAGGUGGUGUUUGCAUAUUUGACAAACGUGCACUUUAGUGUAUAACAAAAAUCUGUUGUGAUCAGUUACUUAUUUGUGAAAUGAAUAUCUAUGGAUGACUCUAAUUAUUUCUGUUUCUGCACGUCUCUUGUGCAUACCUCUUAAAUUACCCAAAAGAGAGAGAACAUUUCUUAUACUCUUCCUUAUAUAGGGCCUGCCGUACAGGACCAUGAUCUGAUUGGAGCAGUUGUGCUGCAAUACUGCAAAUAAUUCUGUCCCUUGUUUUUUGUUGGAAAAAGCAAUCUUCUGUUUAAUGUGCUUUAAAAGAUUUCUCCUGUUAAAUUUCUAUAAAGUCUGGUUAUCCUUUAGUAUUUAAAAAAAACCAACAAAAAAACACAACAACAACAAAAAAAACCCCACAAAAACCCAAGAGGUAUAAUACAGUUGUUACUACAGAAUUUUUGUGAUUUUCAGUGUCUGUCUGCUGAUAAUUGACAACACUUGGUAAUCUGAAACCUAGCAGACAUGUUUUCAGUGACAUCCUUUUGCUUUGCAUAUUUUCUAAAUGAUUGUUUCUGACAGCUUUCCUUGCUUAGUUAAACCUUGUGCAGGACAAGUCGAUGUGUUGAAGAGGUGACAACAGACCUUAAUUGCAAAUCUGUUGUAGUAUCUGGACAUCAGAAAUGUUCCAAGCCUUAAACCAAACAGUUUCAUCGGAAAACUGCUCAGAACUUUUUAAGAUUUUUUACAUUUUUUAUAGAUUUACUAGGUCUUAAUGUGAUUUAUUAUCCAGACCACUUAAAUGGGGUUCUUGGGCCUUAGUAAAUACUGAACUGUGCGCUCCCGUACUUCUUUUCACUACUCCAGCAUUCCUUUUCACUGCUUGGCUGCCGAGGUGAACACAAUGUUCUAAGACUUCAGGUACACCUCAGCGUGUCCAGCCAGCUAGAAGGGACAUUUACCAAACCUAACGUUUGUGAGUUUAGUUGAGCCACUGACCUCUGUUACUGUGCACUGAAAUGUAAUAACUGCAAUAAGUUUAACUACUAGUGUUUCUUUUAGACUAAAUCUAGAAACUAAUGACAAUGGAAGCUUAAUUGAGUUAUUCUGAAAUGGGGGGUGGGGGGAUGGGGAAAUGUCCCUAAUCAGUGUUGCCUCUGUUUUAGGUUUUUUGGUUUUUUUCAUUGAUUGUGUGACUUGCAUCUUCUCUUGACUAUUUACCACUGGGCGGGUGUGUAUCUCCAAAAGCACAGUACUUCAAGGAAUUCAUCUUCAUCAACAGAAUAGUUUCAUACAGCUCACUUUUCCAAAGGGAUUUUAGAGCUAGGACUGGCUCUUGUCGCAAAUGUCAGCAUUUAUUUUUUUUAGCAUAGGAUUUGUUCUAUUUCAGAUAGUGAAAUAAAGCUAUUCACCAUGUGCUACAUACCACUGCACAACUAUCACUAUCCUCGUCAACCACCAGAGAUAACUGAGCAGCGCACACAAAUUUAACUGUACAAGCUUUCAUUUUAUCUUCCUUUUCCCUCCUUUUCUCCGGUUACUUAAAUUAUUAAAAUUAUUUCUAGUCUCAUGUUUAGUCUGUGAAGUGUCAGAAUAAGAUUAUGGCCUUAAUCAUGUAAAACAUUUGUUUUGAGCAGACCUCAAACUUAUUGACCAAGUACAAAACAGUAUAAAGCACUAUGGAGCAGUUUCUUGAAGACAGCAAUAGCAAAGGUAUAUGAAUGCCUAAUUUUUCCUGUCUUAAGUGCUUAAAUGUCACUUGGUUUGAGAUUUUGAUAUGCCUAGCAAGAUGAUGUAGUAAAGCACUACGAGCCAAAGAGACAGAAGUAUUUUAAAUACCACAGUAGUAAUGAAGGACCGUAUCUUCAGAGGGGAGAAAACAGCUCUAACUUUCUCUACUAAGAUAAAAAUUUUUUCACAACCUUAACCAAAUAACAAAAACUGGUUUGUUUUUUUCCCAUUCAUUCUUUGUUAUCAUGUGAAAGAGAUGGAAAAUAGAAAAUUGGUAGUUUUCCUCUUCGUAAGAUAAAUUCGGAAUUCUUGCAGUAGGUACAAGAAGGACAAAUGCUCUUGUCUGGAGAGCUUGUAUGUGUGAGAAGGAAGUAUGUGCCUAGUGCUUCACUAUGUCUUACUGUUUGUUGUAAUGUAUUGGCAGUACAGUCUGAAAUAUUAAAUUUUUCAUAAAGAGUUGAUCCAGUAAUAAUAUUGCAACGUGAUGACGUUUGCAUUAUCCUCAAAUUGGCACUCUAAAUUUAUGCCUGGUAAAUGUGCUUCAGGACAACUCAUGGCAAAGGUUUAAUUCAGGCUGUGCUUAAAAAAAUGUGAUUCUGUUUAAUGAAAAUAAGCUAUGUAGUAUAUGCCAAAGUAAGAGAAAGGGAUUGUAACUUACAGAAGAGACACAGAAGUAUUGGUGGAGAUCGGAUUUACCGUGAAUGGUCAACCUAAAUGUAUUAACUGUUUCUGCUAUCUGACCUGUGACACAUCUGCAUAAAUUUAAAACACUGGUGUUGUCUAAUACGUGGUUUUCAAGUUCUGGCUUUAAUAUGUUCAGGUCCCCUUGUCUUACUUUAAGUAGGUAAAUGCUAUAUGUUAAUGUUGCUAACUAAAAUGUACUAGCUUUUCUUCAGGGAAAACUCAGAAACUGAGUUGCAAAUUAGAGCAAUGCAAAG